This is a messenger RNA of Dendrobium catenatum, 795 nucleotides long. RefSeq lists its product as uncharacterized. The transcript is spliced from 4 exons. Lineage: Eukaryota; Viridiplantae; Streptophyta; Magnoliopsida; Asparagales; Orchidaceae. The coding region runs from base 1 to 795 and encodes 264 amino acids. The record is from RefSeq and is a predicted model, not a curated record.
AUGGAUCCUUUGAAGAGGAGAAGCGCAGAAGCGAGGAGAGCAAACGUGAUCUACUUCCUUAACCGUAACGGCCACAUAGAACACCCUCAUCUCAUCCGCAUACACCAUUUCUGCCACUCCGGCGUUCACCUUCGUGAAUUCGAUCGGCAUGCAGAUGUGAAGAGAUGGCUUUCCGAAUUGAGAGGAAAAGAGAUGCCCGAUUCCUUCACUUGGUCCUACCAGAGGCGAUAUAAAGAGGGAUUCGUGUGGCAGGAUUUAGUGGAUGACGAUCUUAUCACUCCAAUCUCCAACUAUGAAUACGUUCUUUUGGGAUCUCUUCACAUCAGCGCAUCUUCUUUCCCAGCAGAGGCCGCCGUCGCCGUCCCCACCACCACCACCACCGCCACUGAUGCCGAAUCCAAAUCGGAUUUCUUUCCCUUCCCGGAAGUGGACACUUCGCCGGAGAAGGACGAACUUUUCGUCGUCGACAGCGUCUCCACGGCCCUGAAGACUCCGGAUGAGGAACCGCUUCCUAAGGAAAAAGUGGAAGACCUAGGGAAAUCCCCGGCCAUAGUCGCUGGCGGCCGGAGGUAUUCGUGGAGGGCGUCUUACCUCUUACGCAAUUUCCUCACUUGCAGUGCGGUGGAGACGGCCGACUCCGCCGUGCUCCACACCCCACGCAGAAUCAUCGCAGCCGCCGCCGCCGGCGGUCACGGCGCCGACCGGGGGCCCCACGGUCAGGUGACCAAAACCGUGGGUUCCACACGGCCGAUUCUGCGUCGCCAUAGCUCAUACGAGUGUAAUAAUUCAACGUGA